Molecule: messenger RNA, 1473 nt
Organism: Ornithodoros turicata
Lineage: Eukaryota; Metazoa; Arthropoda; Arachnida; Ixodida; Argasidae
Product: NADH dehydrogenase [ubiquinone] 1 alpha subcomplex assembly factor 3-like
Exons: 1
Coding region: 152-703 (183 amino acids)
Biological process (GO): mitochondrial respiratory chain complex I assembly
Cellular component (GO): mitochondrial inner membrane
Source: RefSeq, a predicted model, not a curated record
CAACAGGUACCCUCGUGCAUCGCCUUGCACUGCUACUCUACAUAAAGCUAGCAUUGCUAGCAUCUUUCCGAUCUGGUGUAGGGGUGUAGGUAAUCUGUUAAAACUGUCGCUCACGUUGACCAGCCAGGAAGCGUGUGCUGUGUGACUGAAAAUGACGGUGCCAAGAAUUUUAAGUGGUGUACUCCGCACUUCUCGACGUUCGCUACUCAUGUCCUUCCGGAGUUACAGUUACGAAGGAGACGGGAAAACUACUGUUUCAGUUUUAAAUAAGAUUCGCGACGACAUACUUCUGCUCGACUCCUAUUCAACUUCAGGGUUCAGGUUAAACAAUGGACUUUUUGUGAUCGGAUCUGUGGCUGUUUUUCCUAGAAGUGUUCUACAAUGGAACAUCGGAGGUGCCAUAGACAUAUGUGAAGAGUCAUUGUCGUUGUUCACAUUGCUUGAACCGAAGUUAGACAUACUUGUCUUGGGCAUUGGAAGCGCCGAAGAGAAGUUGGAUAGCCGGUUAAUACGAUAUCUUCAUUCGAAGAGGAUAAAUGUAGAGGUGCUUCCUACCAUUCAAGCAUGUUCGACAUUUAAUUAUCUUAAUGCGGAAGCAAGAAAUGUUGCAGCAGGUUUGAUUCCACCAAAUGUUGUGCACACUGGAGACGAAAUUUACGUGGCACUGGACAGGGUCAGGCGAGACCUCAUUGCAGACACUUAAUGUCGUGCUUUUUGUUUUGCCACGUGCAGCCACUAUAGAAAAAAUAAAUUGGCGUAGACACUAACCACGGUACUUGUUGUUGUAACCUAAUGCUUUUCCAGGUUUCUUUCACUUGCAACAAGUAUUUAUUGGGCUUGAGCUCCGCAACGGAGAGACGUGCGCUGCCGUCGUUUUUGCGUAGGAAGUAGGAUCACGUCACUCCCCCCAUCUGCUUCGGCACAUGCAAGCGGGAUGCACAGUCUUUAACCUUGGUGUUUUGAUGUUAUUUCUUAUUCUGCUCGUUGUCUAGUUCCUGCAUCGCAUAUUUGAACACUUUCUUGUCGUGAUAAGCAGUUUUUGCCGCUCACGAGCCUGCUUGUACUGGUUCACUCAUGCAACGUGAGCUGUGGAUAGGUUUGCGAGAUGGUAAAGACACUGAAUGGUGAAAGGAAUGAAAAAUAAAAAGCCAGAAACAAAGCAAUGAGACAGCGUACUUGCUAAUGAUAGGCAUGCCCAUGGGAAGUUUAGUAACGACCAAAGCACUUUUCUACUAAUUUGGACCUUCGGUGUGCUUUUGAAGACUGCUUCUUUUUCGUUCUGGCGAUACUUACACAUGGUCUAAUUCGAAUGGCUGCAUAAUGUGUGGGCCUGUGUUCAGUGCCAGUACUGCUCUUGGAGAACAAAGCUUCCUCUCAUGUUCAACAUGUAUUCCCUAUCAGGUUAUGUCUGCGUGCAGGAGAAAGUGCGGAGCAAUGCAGAUUGUCACACAUUAAAUCUCAAUAGUGCAUCAC